This is a messenger RNA of Eurytemora carolleeae, 860 nucleotides long. RefSeq names its product achaete-scute complex protein T4. The record is from RefSeq and is a predicted model, not a curated record. Gene Ontology annotation, molecular function: DNA-binding transcription factor activity, RNA polymerase II-specific; RNA polymerase II transcription regulatory region sequence-specific DNA binding; protein dimerization activity. NCBI's taxonomy places the organism in Eukaryota, Metazoa, Arthropoda, Copepoda, Calanoida, Temoridae. The transcript has a single exon. The coding region runs from base 61 to 801 and encodes 246 amino acids. Gene Ontology annotation, biological process: developmental process; regulation of transcription by RNA polymerase II.
CCUCAACUUGAGCACAAGUCCGAAAAUUCAAUAUUGCAGUACAUUGCAGUACAGUACAUCAUGGUGGCUCGUUCUAAAUUAGUAGCUUAUCAUCCAGUCCAUGGAUACCCUAUACACCCAACACAGGAUCUAAAAACUAUUAAGAGAAAUGCCAGAGAGAGAAACAGAGUUGAAACUGUUAAUAGAAGUUUUGAAACCUUAAGACAACAUGUACCAACUGCUCUACAGUACAAGAAGAUGUCUAAAGUUAAUAUUGUACACCAUGCUUUAGAUUAUAUUCAUCAGCUAAUGUACAUGUUGAAUGCUCCACAAUAUUCACCGAACCCGGGAUGUUCACCAGAAUUAUAUCAUCAAUUCACCAGACAACAGCAUAUUCAUUAUUCACCAGGCUCAGAUAUUCAUUCUUCAAAUUCAUUUUCCCAUUCAUCAAGUCCUGCAGUGAGUUCUAAUUUAGUGUCUUCUUCAACACAUCUUUGGAGACAACAGCAACAGCUGACUUCGCCGGCAAUCAGCUGUGAUUCUGCGUACAGCCAGUCGUCACUGUACAGUCCUGAUUCUGCGUACUGUAGUGCGGCAAGCCAGAGACUCCAUGAACCAAGUGUACAUAGUGAACAAACAGCUGACAUUGUACAAACACAGGCUUUGGAUCAAACCAAAUUGUACAAUUCUGAGAAAAUCUCCGAGAUGAGUCAAUCCAAGCAGUACAUUUUGGAGAAAAUCUGCGAAUCUAAAGAGUUAAAACAGUACAGCUCAGAGGAAGACGACGUUUUAGACGCCAUUGUAGAAUGGCAGUCUGUCUAAAACAAUUCGCUCUUUAAUCUUAAUAUUGGCUGUGAAAUUUCCAAAACUAUGCUUUUACA